AUGUGGGUGUGCGCAUGUAGAAGGGUGUGCAUGAAUGUCAAUUCUCCCCAUGUAUCAUCCUUCUUCCCCCCCUCAACACCAUUGUUGCCACCACCAGCGGCAGGAAAAGGGAUCUCCGAGGAGGGCCACGCCCUGCGCGAUUUCUCCAAGAUGCAUUUGAAGGAGGACCACUCGCAGCGACCCACCUGGGUGUGUGGGUGUGCGUGGGGAUGCACGCAUGCCAAAUUCACUGUUUCACCACGCUUCUUCCCCCUCCCGCCCUCCCUGCCACGACCACCAGCGGCAGGAGAAGGGACCUCUGACGAGGGUCACGCCCUUCGGGACUUCUCCAAGAUGCAUUUGAAGGAGGACCACUCGCAGCGACCCACGUGGGUGUGUGGGUGUGCGUGGGGAUGCACGCACGCCAAAUUCACUGUUUCACCACGCUUCUUCCCCCUCCCGCCCUCCCUGCCACGACCACCAGCGGCAGGAGAAGGGACCUCUGACGAGGGUCACGCCCUUCGGGACUUCUCCAAGAUGCAUUUGAAGGAGGACCACUCGCAGCGACCCAUGUGGGUGUGUCCGGACGGACGAAUCAUCCUGGAGACCUACUCGCCCCUCUACAAACACGCCUACGACUUUCUAAUCGCAAUUGCCGAGCCAGUCUGCCGUCCAGAGAAUGUGCACGAGUACAAUCUCACGCCCCACUCCCUGUACGCAGCGGUGUCAGUGGGUCUAGACACCAACACAAUCAUCUCUGUGCUCGACCGCCUCUCCAAGACCAAGCUCUCCCCUGACAUCAUCACCUUUAUCCGCGAGUCCACUCAGAACUACGGCAAAGUGAAGCUGGUGCUGCAGCGCAACAAGUGCGGUCCAGGUAGCGAGUUCGACCAGGACCACGGGAAAGUGAAGCUGGUGCUGCAGCGCAACAAGUACUUUGUGGAAUCGCCGUACCCCAAUGUGAGAUCUGGCCCUACACCUAGAGUCUCGUGGCAAGGUCAAGCUACCGAGUCAACACAGAACUACGGGAAGGUGAAGCUGGUGCUGCAGCGGAACAAGUACUUCGUUGAAUCGCCGUACCCCAAUUGUUUCAAUGCGCUGCGCCCCAUGUGUUUCAAUGCGUUGCGCCCCAUGUGUUUCAAUGCGCUGCGCCCCAUGUGUUUCAAUGCGCUGCGCCCCAUGUGUUUCAAUGCGCUGCGCCCCAUGUGUUUCAAUGCGCUGCGCCCCAUGUGUUUCAAUGCGCUGCGCCCCAUGUGUUUCAAUGCGCUGCGCCCCAUGUGUUUCAAUGCGCUGCGCCCCAUGUGUUUCAAUGCGCUGCGCCCCAUGUGUUUCAAUGCGCUGCGCCCCAUGUGUUUCAAUGCGCUGCGCCCCAUGUGUUUCAAUGCGCUGCGCCCCAUGUGUUUCAAUGCGCUGCGCCCCAUGUGUUUCAAUGCGUUGCGCCCCAUGUGUUUCAAUGCGCUGCGCCUCAUGUGUUUCAAUGCGCUGCGCCCCAUGUGUUUCAAUGCGCUGCGCCCCAUGUGUUUCAAUGCGCUGCGCCCCAUGUGUUUCAAUGCGUUGCGCCCCAUGUGUUUCAAUGCGCUGCGCCCCAUGUGUUUCAAUGCGCUGCGCCCCAUGUGUUUCAAUGCGCUGCGCCCCAUGUGUUUCAAUGCGCUGCGCCCCAUGUGUUUCAAUGCGCUGCGCCCCAUGUGUUUCAAUGCGUUGCGCCCCAUGUGUUUCAAUGCGCUGCGCCCCAUGUGUUUCAAUGCGCUGCGCCCCAUGUGUUUCAAUGCGCUGCGCCCCAUGUGUUUCAAUGCGCUGCGCCCCAUGUGUUUCAAUGCGCUGCGCCCCAUGUGUUUCAAUGCGCUGCGCCCCAUGUGUUUCAAUGCGCUGCGCCCCAUGUGUUUCAAUGCGCUGCGCCCCAUGUGUUUCAAUGCGCUGCGCCCCAUGUCAGGGGACGCGUUUGCAGUGCAGCAGGGGGGAGCGGCGGACGGGUCAGCAGCAGCACUUACGCAUGCGCUCAUGGGGGCGGGGGAGGACGUGGGCGGGGCAGCGGACGAUGGGGAGUUUCACUCGUUUGAGAUCGACCCCUCUCAGGUGUGUUGGCGUGUGUGUUGGGUCAGGUGCUUGGCCCAGGUGUGCUAUACGUCUGCCAACCCCCGCCCGUCCCUUAGUGUGGGUGGUGGGGGAGGGUACGAUGGGGAGUUCCACUCCUUUGAGAUCGACCCCUCCCAGGGGCCUGCUAACUCUUGCCCGUUCGUAAAGGUGGAGUGUGUGAAGCAGAGGUGUCUUCCCAACGCCCUCAACUACCCCAUGCUGGAGGAAUAUGACUUCAGAAACGACUCGGUGAAUCCUGACGUGGAUGUGGAGUUAAAGCCACAUGCGCAGCUGCGGCCGUACCAAGAGAAGAGCCUCAGCAAGAUGUUUGGCAACGGUCGAGCGCGUUCAGGCAUCAUAGUGCUGCCCUGCGGCGCAGGCAAGUCCCUGGUGGGAGUGUCAGCAGCGGUGCGCAUUCGAAAGAGCUGUCUGUGCCUGGCGACCAAUGCAGUGUCGGUGGAUCAGUGGUGCCUGCAGUUCAAAAUGUGGUCGACGAUCAAGGAUCAACAUAUCUCAAGAUUCACCUCUGAUACCAAGGAGAUGUUCCAGGGCGAUGCAGGUAUUGUGGUAACCACGUUCAACAUGAUUGCGUUCGGAGGGAAGCGGUCGGCAGAAUCGAAUAAAAUCAUUGAAGCCAUCCGAUCGCGCGAGUGGGGCUUGCUGCUCAUGGACGAGGUGCACGUGGUGCCAGCUCAGAUGUUCCGGAAGGUCAUUGGCAUCACCAAGUCGCACUGCAAGCUGGGAUUGACAGCCACUCUCGUGAGAGAGGACGAGCUGAUAGCAGACCUCAACUUCCUGAUCGGUCCCAAGCUGUAUGAAGCAAACUGGCUGGACCUGGUGCGAGGGGGGUUCAUUGCCAACGUGCAAUGCGUGGAGGUGUGGUGCCCCAUGACUCGCGAGUUCUAUGCAGAGUACAUCCGAGCCGAUGCAAGAAAGCGCCAGGGCCUGUAUGUGAUGAACCCCAACAAGUUCCGAGCAUGCGAGUACCUGAUUCGUUUUCACGAGGAGCAGAGGCGAGACAAGAUCAUUGUGUUUUCGGACAACCUGUUUGCUCUGGAGCAGUAUGCGCGGAAGCUCAACAAGCCCAUGAUCUACGGCCCUACCAGCCAUGCAGAGCGCACUCGAGUGCUCUAUGCCUUCAAGAACAGCCCCAACGUCAACACCGUCUUCCUCUCCAAGGUGGGGGACAACUCGAUUGACAUUCCAGAGGCCAACGUGAUCAUCCAGAUCUCAUCCCACGCGGGGUCAAGGAGGCAGGAGGCGCAGCGGCUGGGGCGCAUUCUGAGGGCCAAGGGGCGGAAGGAGGACCGGAUGGCGGGCGGCACGGAGCACUACAAUGCGUUCUUCUACUCGCUGGUCUCGACCGACACUCAGGAGAUGUAUUACUCGUCCAAGAGGCAACAAUUCCUCAUUGAUCAAGGUUACUCCUUCAAGGUGGUAACAUCGCUGCCCCCACCAGGGGAGGGGGACGACCUCUGCUACACGUCCAAGCAGGAGCAGCUUGAUCUGCUCUCCACGGUGUUGAGCGCAGGGGACGAAGCACUAAGGGAGGAGGUACUAGCGGAGGACUAUGACGACCUGAGCCACGUGCCCACCAUCGUGAGGCGCUCCGCUGCUUCCAUGAGCGCCAUGUCCGGCGCGCAGGGGCGGUCUUACAUGGAGUUCAGCACUGGCAGGGGUGGGGGAAGGGGAGGAGCGGGAGCAGGGAGAGGGGCAGCAAAGCCCAAGGAUCCAGCAAAGAGGCAUUCUCUCUUCAAGCAGCGCUACCGAUAG
This is a messenger RNA of Closterium sp. NIES-65, 3825 nucleotides long. The record is from the annotation of a GenBank genome assembly. Lineage: Eukaryota; Viridiplantae; Streptophyta; Zygnematophyceae; Desmidiales; Closteriaceae.